AUGUGGAAAAAUUAUCGAGCUCUUCUAGGAAGGGUACGAAACUUCACCACUGCCAAUAUGUCGGUGAAUGGAGCAAAGGUGACGGAAGGUUCUGCAACUAUCCUUUUUAAUGAUCCUGAUGAGGUCUUUUACAAUCCUGUUCAACAAUUUAAUCGCGAUAUGAGCACUACUGCCAUUCGCACAUGGGCAGAAAACCGCGACGAAAAAGCGGUGUUGAAAGCAAAGCAUCGUCAGGAAAUCAUCGAAGCACAUGAAAAAAAGGAUGAAAAUGAAGAUAAAGGAAAGUCAGAAAAUCCCUCUCCGUCCCGUAGUGAAGAAACUACUGCUCCUGCCAAAAACUCUGAAAAUAAUACUGGAACGGAUGGGAGCAGUAACGUUGGAUUUAACGUCUUAGAAGCAUUGUCUGCUACUGGUUUGCGUGCCAUUCGUUAUGCUAAAGAAUUACCCAACGUAAAAAAGAUUUUAGCAAACGACUUGCUUGCUCGUGCAGUCGAAGCUAUCGAUGCUAAUGUUAAGCGCAACGAUGUUUCUCACAUCGUAGUUCCUAAUAAAGGAGAUGCAAAUUCUGUUAUGCAUUCAUUUAAGAAUCAGUACGACGUGAUUGACUUGGAUCCUUAUGGUACAGCUACUCCUUUCUUGGAUUCAGCAGUACAGUCCGUCGCAAACAAUGGUUUGCUUUGUAUCACUUGUACAGACUCCGCUGUGCUUGCAGGCAAUGCUUAUCCAGAGAAGUGCUUCUCCAAUUACGGCGGAACUUCACUACGGUCUGAUUUCUGUCACGAACAGGCUGUCCGUCACCUUCUAUAUGCUAUUGCUGCGGCAGCAGCUAAAUAUGGACGUGCUAUUAAGCCUAUGUUGUCUCUUAGUGUUGAUUUCUACUUUCGUGUAUUCGUGCAAGUAGAGACAAAACCAGCUCUUGUUAAGGAUCUCCAUAGACAGUCUGCACUCAUUUAUCACUGUUCGGGAUGCGGAAGUAAUGCCCUUCAGUAUAUGGGUAAGACGGUUCCGGGAAGGAUACCUGGAAGUACGAAAUACACAAAUGCUACCGGUCCUCCGGUCGCCGCAAAUUGUGAGCAUUGUGGAUAUGUGCAUCAUGUGGGUGGUCCGGUUUGGGGAGGUCCCUUGCAUGAUGCAGAAUUUGUCGAAAGGAUGAGAAAGAUUGCUGAAAGUUUGGAUGAAAAAACAUAUGGAACCAAACGCCGCAUAUUGGGAAUGUUAGCAGUAGUCGCUGAAGAAUUGUCUGAUAAACCUUUCUACUUUAUUAUAUCUCAAAUUGCUAGUGUUCUACGUGCUCAAUCACCUCCCCAGAGCACCUUUGUUUCUGCGUUGCUUAAUGCAGGUUAUCGUGCUUCUGGAUCUCACGCAAAAAGUAACGCCAUCAAAACGGAUGCGCCAUGGUCUUAUAUAUGGGAUAUUAUGAGAGCUUGGGUAGCGGAGCAUCCGGUGAACUCUAGCAACAUUAAGCCAAACUCUGCAGGUUCCAUGAUUCUUAAAAAAGAAUGUUCUUCUCAGGUUGAUUUCACUUUACAGCCUGGUGCUGAGUUCUCCUCUAAAAAAGGCGGAUACACUCGUUAUCAAAUGAACCCUACUGAAAAUUGGGGUCCUAAGGCGAAAGCUGGUAAAAGAAAAAUAGCUGAAACAGACGGGCCAGCUAAGGAAUAA
Molecule: messenger RNA, 1662 nt
Organism: Schizosaccharomyces osmophilus
Lineage: Eukaryota; Fungi; Ascomycota; Schizosaccharomycetes; Schizosaccharomycetales; Schizosaccharomycetaceae
Gene: trm1
Product: tRNA (guanine-N2-)-methyltransferase Trm1
Exons: 1
Coding region: 1-1662 (553 amino acids)
Biological process (GO): tRNA N2-guanine methylation
Cellular component (GO): nucleus
Molecular function (GO): RNA binding
Source: RefSeq, a predicted model, not a curated record